CCGAGCACGGCGGUCGGCGUCCCUUCUCUAGUUAUCCAGCCGUCCGACCGGUCACCCCGCCAAAAUAUUGUAUAACGUCUUUUGUGUUUGCCAUUGACUAUUCUCCUCGAGUAAACGUCCAUUACGGACCUAAACCGUUUACCAUCGAGUUUGUGUUGAGUUCAUUUUCGUGAGCGUCACCUUCUCCCGCGACCGCCGCACAGCACCAGCCACGCUGUACUACCCGUGUCAAGAAUUCCUGUACUAUAAAGAUGGCAAAAAAUCCAUUUAUGACCUGUAAGUCACGUAAACGAAGAAAGAACAGAGUCCCACCCACUGCACCAGUAGAAAAGCUCUUUUGUCCCCGGACAAUGGUGAGGUACGACGGAUCCCACAGUGAUUAUCCUACUAAGUGGAUUUGUAAAAUGUGCCUUAAGGUACUUUUGAGUGAAGCAGCUGUUAACAAUCAUUUGACCAAUUGCCUUGGACAAACUAGACAAUCUAACCCAGCUCCACCUAAUAACGAAAGUACUCCUUACAUAUGCAAGUAUUGCGAAAAGGUAUUUUCAAGGGGUGUUACGCUAAAGAGGCAUUUGGAAGACCAUGAACAAUCAUCAAGCCGUCUUGACUCAGAACUAUCUGACAACGAAUUUGAAUACAAAGUGAAGAAUAUAAAAACAGAAAAAACAUAUGAUGUUAACCACCAAUCUGAGAAUUAAAAUCCAUGCAAUAAAAUUGAUUUGAUUUAAUUUAAUUGUAUUCGUAUUAUUUUUGAUUUUGUAAUAGAUAUUAUUAUUAUUUGACAAUUCUAACACUAAGUUAGAGUACUUGUCAGGGAUAUUAAUACAGCAGUCCCUAAAGUAUCCAAUUUUCUGUACUCGUAAAUAACCUUAAAUCGGUAAAAACUAAAUAAAAAACCAAUGCUGUAAAAAUUAGCACUAAUUCAAUAACACAUAAUAUAAAUUAAAUACCUAUAAAUAUAUUGUUUCAUUA
Metopolophium dirhodum (rose-grain aphid) is the source of this 972-nucleotide messenger RNA. RefSeq lists its product as uncharacterized. NCBI's taxonomy places the organism in Eukaryota, Metazoa, Arthropoda, Insecta, Hemiptera, Aphididae. Bases 252 to 698 code for a protein of 148 amino acids. The transcript has 3 exons. The record is from RefSeq and is a predicted model, not a curated record.